Molecule: messenger RNA, 7558 nt
Organism: Coregonus sp. 'balchen'
Lineage: Eukaryota; Metazoa; Chordata; Actinopteri; Salmoniformes; Salmonidae
Source: the annotation of a GenBank genome assembly
AUGAAGGCUAACUAUGCUUUGUACUAUCAGGGCUACCUAUUUGACUCUACUUUCCUAUUCCCUCAUGUCAGUGUGAAGGUCAGACAUAGAGGCUAAUGUUGUGGUUGUUGGUCCCUGCUUCCUCUCUCAUCAGGUGAUCUAUGACCUAGGAGCCACCUUCAUCACCAUCUUGCUGGUGUGGGCUGCCUGCGCUGGCCUCGUCUUUAUCAACUGCUUCUUCAAUUGGCCCCUGGAGCCCUUCCCUGGACCUGAGGAUAUGGACUACACGUAAGACACACACUAAACAUCACACUCCUUAACAUAAAAUGAGUUAGCUUUUUUAGUUAUUAUUAGUUUUACAGCAUAUUUUCAUUCCUGGUAACCUAAAAAUAGCAGACAUCCCUGUAACCUAAUAUUAGUUUAGUAUUACUAGUAUUUGCUACUUAUAUAAUUAAUGAUGUGAUAUAACUUAUAUUAUUAGUUACAGUAUAACAUUAGUUAUAACCUAAUAGACAGACAGUUCCUAAUAUUAGCCAACAAUAACAGGUUUAGUGGAUAAUACUAGGCUACUUAAGUUGGAGUAGGAAUAUUAAGGCCUUCCAUAGAGUCUCCAUUCUCCUUGGAGCUCAGAACACUACAUCCCCCAGCACACAUUCCUCUGCAGCAUGGCAAAGGCUUGAGGCCCUGUGUACAGGAAAGCUAAUGAGAUGAGGAGCUCAACUGGCUUUGCUCUCAUUCACCUGGAUUUAGUCUCAUCCUUACCUUUUUUUUGUCCCUUCCCCCGCUCCCUCUCUCUCUCUCUCUUCUCUCUCCUCAAUCCCGCUCUCUCUCUCUCUCCAUCUCCCUCUCUCUCUCUCCCCUCUCUCUCUCUCUCUCUCUCUAUCUCUCUCUCUCUCUCACCCGCUCUCUCCUCUUCUCGUCUCCCUCAUCUCUCUCAGUGUGGUUCAAGUUCGCUGGCUGGGCUCUCUUUCGACCAUAAGAUCACUCCCGUUCUACUCCCUCAGUGUGAAGAUCAAGUUCAGCUGGCUGGGCUUUGACCAUAAGAUCACUGGAAAGCAGUUCUACCGCCAGGUGACCACGGUGGGGAGACGACUUAGCGUGGGGAACAGCAUGAAGCAAAACCCCAAGGAUCUGGCCCAACAGGAGGGCAACAAGCUGUGUCUCUCCACCGUUGACCUGGAGGUCCAGUGCAAGUCCCAGGAGGAAUGUAAGUGUCUAGCCAGGCCACAUCUGUUCAUCCCAGACCAGAGAACAUGAUGCAUUUGAUGUCUUUCAGAUGGAGAGUAGGAAAAUAAAUAAUGUGCACACUGUGAGUGUGAUGGGGUUCAUUCUCUAAAUGGAUUUGCCAUAAUGGAUUUCAAGCUCUGUACCUCCACAAAUCCAUACUCCAUAAGGCCAAAACAAAGGACAUGUCUGCCAGAAACCUGUCUGAUGUAAAAAGACCCACAAAAACUGUCCAGCCACUUCACCAACACAACUUCCUGCUCCAUCCAUGCUGUAGAAUUUAGAUAAUAGAUCCAACACAACAAUACAAAGGAUCAUUGUAGCCCUGCUUAAUGGGUAAACAGAGGUAAACAGUCGACCAUAUGCUAGAUCUGGGCCUGUAUCUUGUACUGAUCUAGAAUCAGGUCCCCCCUUUUUCAUAUAAUAAUCUUUUUUAUGAUAUAAUAGGCUAAACUGAUCCUAGAUAUAGGCCCAGAUCUAGCAUAUGGUCGACUGUACCUCUAUGAUGGAUUGCUAUUCCAAAAAGCGGAUUGCUAUUCCAUACUCUACAACUCUUUGUAAAUACGGGCUCUGACUGCAUUGGUGCAAUGUUGAUGUUUCAGAGUGGGCUCACCACCAGCCAGUGUUUUGGUCCCAGCCGCCAGCUUGUCUGAGGGAGCGCUGUCAUUGGCUCUGAGGUCACCAAGGCCAUCCUCCCUCUCCCAAAUUAAGUCCUGCAAACGCACAACUGGCUGUGCACUUUGCCUUCACUAACCCAGAUCUGUACACUGCAAUUAGCCACAAACCUCCAAAACACCCUCAAAUCAGCCAUGUGUCCCCUCCUCGCCUCUGCUGUGCCCCCUCCGUGCCCCCUCUCUCCCUCGGGCUCGGCCUAAGGGUCACAAACUCCCAGCGGGGCACCCUGUGGUUCUCUGCAGGCUCUCUUUGGUACCAAACCGACCGUGCAAUCGAUUCGGACCGCAUUCCAAGAAGUGCUGCUCGGGUGGCGGUGGUGAGACCGGGCCAGAGGGCAGGUAGCAGUCAGUAAGGGUCCUGGGGGGGGUCAUUAUACACACAGGAUGGAUGCCCGUGGUUCUGUAACCCUGCUGGACAAAUUCCACGUAUCAGGAGGUUUUCAAGGGGCCGCUUGCUAACUCCCCAUGCCUCUCUUUCUCUUUUGUCUCUUUCUGUCUCUCUCUCUCUCUCUUUCUCUCUCUCUCUCUCUCUCUCUCGCUCUCUCUCUCUCUUUCUGUCUUUCUCUUCUCUCCUCUCUCUCUCUCUCUCUCUCUCUCUCUCCUCUCUCUCUCUCUCUCUCUCUGUCUUCUCUGGUCUUUCUCUGUCUCUCUUCCUCUCUCUCUCUCUCUCUCUCUCUCUUCUCUCUCUCUCUCUCUCUCUCUCUCUCUCUAUCGCUCUCUAUCUCUCUCUCUUUAUCUCUCUGUGUUUGCCCACUCAUCAUUCUGAUGCAUGUGAUGGUGGUGAUUUAUUUGGUUGUUAGGAGUUUUUUCCUUUUCAAAGGAGACUCACUGAAAAAUAAUUUAUCCCUCUGGGGAUGCUGCCUGGGACCUCUUUUGUGGAUCGGUUCUUAUAUCAACCAACCCAUUACGAGACUGUUUUGUGUUUAAGUAAACACUGGUCAUGACGACUAUUGAUCCCGGUGUGUCCUUACAAGUGUGGUCACAUAGUGUGCCAGUCAAGAAUGUAGGAUCAGAUCCCCCCCCUCUUAUUAAUUAUGAUCUGCAAGACAAAACUGAUCCCAGAUCCUACUGUGAGACACUUUGUGAAUAAUAUUCUAAAACAUAUUAUGGGUCCAGGACACAGGGGAGUCCCAGUGUUAUAGAUGGAGACAGACUGUUAGAACCACCUGCUCUCAUGUACCAGCCUCUAAGCCCCUUGUCCAGCCAGUAUGUCAGCUAUGGUCCAGUCUCCAGAGCAUUGGGCAGAUACCUGCAGCACUGGGUAAUAAACGCUGGACACAUCUGUGGCGUGACCAUUAAGACUUUUCCACUGCCCUGCCGCUGCUUUUACAGCUUUGAGAUCAGUAGAUGAUUAACGGACCAUGGCCCCUGGCCCCUUGCUUACAGCACGGGCCUCCACAUGUUACCUUGCCAUCCAGGGACCCAUGGACAAUUUAGACUUCGAGCUUCCCUAUUUCCCUACCUCCAUGUUAAUUCUGAGGUGAAGCAUCUUGCCCUGGUAGUUUUCCAUCACAGCAUGUGGAGGAAAUGAAAGAAGGCCUAUCCUGUACAGUACAGACAGUAAAACCUCACUCCAAUCUGAUAAUAAAUAUUAUAAUCCUGUGUAUUAUCCAAUAAUAAAUCAAGUUAGCUAAAUAGCUAGCAUUCUGAGAUUUAAUGCAGCAUCACAGUUUAACCUUCAGCUUUACUGGAGUGAAUGGUAAGGUACCGUGUUCUGUUGUUGUUGUUAAUCUGUCUCUCCUCCUGUGUCUCCACAGCCCAGUCCUUCAUGAAGAGUGUCUUAAGCCCUAUCUUCAUGCUCAGCCUGAUCACCAUGUGUGUCACCCAGCUGAGACUUAUCUUCUACAUGGGAGCCAUGAACAACAUCCUUGAGUCACUGUCCGACAGAGACUUCAGCACAGGUGUGUGUGUGCGUGCGUGUGUGUCUUGAAAAUGUGUCUUGAACAUGGACAUGAAAAGUUAUCAAUCCCUUGUAGUGUUCAUAUAGUAGUUUACUGGACAAUUAGUCACAUGAUUGCUAUUUUGUCAUUCUAGCAAUCUUGUAACCUCCUUUGUAAUCUCUCCAACCUGGAGUUGUUUCACACUGCCCUUAUUUCUGUCUCUGAAUUGCUUCGGCUAAUUAUUCUUGGUCUGUCUCUCUUCCUCUUCCUCUUCCUCUUCCUCUUCCUCUUCCUCUUCCUCUUCCUCUUCCUCUUCCCCUUCCUGUUCCUGUCACACUGACUUCUUACUGCCUCUGCAGCGGAGAAGAUGGAAGUAGGUAAGACUUCAGGCUAGAUUAGAUGAGCACAGAGUCCAUCUAUUCCCCUCUCUGCCUCUGACAUUGAUUCACUUUGACUUAAGACUCUGGAUAACCUCAUGAAUCAUAACCUAAACUGCAACCCUGUCCAUUUUGCUGUAAACACCAUGCUAUUUUGAUGGAGUGUAAGCUUUGGAGGCAAUAGUCCUGGGGGGGAAUAACAUGUCUCUGUCUCUCCUGCCGUUCACAGUGAGUGUGUACACCUCCAUUUUCGGAGUGCUGCAGCUGCUGUGUCUGAUGACCGCUCCAGUGAUCGGGUACAUCAUGGACUGGAAACUCAAAGAGUGUGAGGAUGAGAACGCGAAGCCGGGCACAAGGUGAGUUUCACAUGCACGAACGCACCCAAGCUCGCACACACAAACACACACACAUAGACACACACACACACACUCCAAGAGCAUUCCCCUGCCUCCCAGAUACUCCCCUAGUAUCCACAAGACAUUUGUAUUUCAUAUGUAUAACCAGAGAGUAUAAGUGUAUACAGUUGAAGUCAGAAGUUUACAUACACUUAGGUUGGAGUCAUUAAAACUAGUUUUUCAACCACUCCACAAAUGUAUUGUUAACAAACUAUAGUUUUGGCAAGUCGGUUAGGACAUCUACUUUGUGCAUGAUACAAUUAAUUUUUCCAACAAUUGUUUACAGACCGAUUAUUUCACUUAUAAUUCACUGUAUCACAAUUACAGUGGGUCAGAAGUUUACAUACACUAAGUUGACUGUGCCUUUAAAGAAGCUUCUGAUAGGCUAAUUGACAUCAUUUGAGUCAAUUGGAGGUGUACCUGUUGAUGUAUUUCAAGGCCCACCUUCAAACUCAGUGCCUCUUUGCUUGACAUCAUGGGAAAAUCAAAAUAAAUCAGCCAAGACCUCAGAAAAAAAAUUGUAGACCUCCACAAGUCUGGUUCAUCCUUGGGAGCAAUUUCCAAAAGCCUGAAGGUACCACGUUCAUCUGUGCAAACAAUAGUACGCAACUAUAAACACCAUGGGACCACGCAGCUGUCAUACCCCUCAGGAAGGAGACACGUUCUGUCUCCUAGAGAUGAACGUACUUUGGUGGGAAAAGUGCAAAUCAAUCCCAGAACAACAGCAAAGGACCUUGUGAAGAUGCUGGAGGAAACAGGUACAAAAGUAUCUAUAUCCACAGUAAAACGAGUCCUAUAUCGACAUAACCUGAAAGGCCGCUCAGCAAGGAAGAAGCCACUGCUCCAAAACCGCCAUAAAAAAGCCACACCACGGUUUGCAACUGCACAUGGGGACAAAGAUCGUGCUUCUUGGAGAAAUGUCUUCUGGUCUGAUGAAACAAAAAUAGAACUGUUUGGCCAUAAUGACCAUCGUUAUGUUUGGAGGAAAAAGGGGGACGCUUGCAAGCCGAAGAACACCAUCCCAACCGUGAAGCACGGGGGUGGCAGCAUCAUGCUGUGGGUGUGCUUUGCUGCAGGAGGGACUGGUGCAUUUCACAAAAUAGAUUGCAUCAUGAGGAAGGAAAAUUAUGUGGAUAUAUUGAAGCAACAUCUCAAGAUAUCAGUCAGGAAGUUAAAGCUUGGUCGCAAAUGGGUCUUCCAAAUGGACCAUGACCCCAAGCAUACUUCCAAAGUUGUGGCAAAAUGGCUUAAGGACAACAAAGUCAAGGUAUUGGAGUGGCCAUCACAAAACCCUGACCUCAACCCUAUAGAAAAUGUGUGGGCAGAACUGAAAAAGCGUGUGCGAGCAAGGAGGCCUACAAACCUGACUCAGUUACACCAGCUCUGUCAGGAGGAAUGGGCCAAAAUUCACAUAACUUAUUGUGGGAAGCUUGUGGAAGGCUACCUGAAACGUUUGACCCAAGUUAAACAAUUUAAAGGCAAUGCUACCAAAUACUAAUUGAGUGUAUGUAAACUUCUGACCCACUGGGAAUGUGAUGAAAGAAAUAAAAGCUGAAAUAAAUAAUUCUCUCUACUAUUAUUCUGACAUUUCACAUUCUUAAAAUAAAGUGGUGAUCCUAACUGACCUAAGACAGGGAAUUUUUACUAGGAUUAAAUGUCAGGAAUUGUGAAAAACUGAGUUUAAAUGUAUAUGGCUAAGGUGUUUGUAAACUUCCGACUUCAACUGUAUUUAACAUAUGAUGUCCCCUCUGAUAGAGACCUUACCCAGCCCAAGCGUCGUGACAGACAGAUCCAGAAGAUCACCAACGCCACGCGGGCCUUCGUCUUCACCAACCUGCUACUGAUGGGCUUUGGGGUCACCUGCCUCGUCCCCAGCCUCCCUCUCCAAGUAACUCAUCCCUCUGUUUCCUCUCCUCCAUCUCUCGCUCUCUUUCCUAUCCUCUAAGAGCUGUGGAGAAGCACACAUUUCACAUUUCACUGCGUGUAUCCCAGUGUUUUGUAAAGCCCUCCUAGACCCAAAGGGAGAAAUCUUGGUGCAGUGAAAGAAAGAGGGAGAGGGACUCACAUGUUAUUGCAGCUGAUCCAUUGUUUAAUGCAACAGUGUCCUCUGGUGGACAGAAGUGUCAUUAGAAGUUAUGCAAGUUAUUUACAACCCAGUUCUGGGAACAUCUCUGUCAAGCCAUUAUUUAUUAAACAUGGACUCCAUUUUAGGAGGAAGGGACACGGCACCAUGCGUGCCCUGGGCCUGUAGAUUCUACAACACAUCAUGUUGAACUAUUUGUUUUUCUCCUUUCUUCUCUGCUCUCAGAUUCUAUCGUUUAUUCUACACACCAUUGUGAGAGGAUUCAUCCACUCUGCGGUUGGAGGGCUGUAUGCUGCUGUGUAAGUGUCUCAGGAGUGUGUGUGUGUGCGUGUGUGCGCAGUCCCCUCCACACAAGCACCUUAUGCUGGUUGUCCUCCUUAGGUACCCGUCGUCUCAGUUUGGCAGUCUUACAGGCAUGCAGUCCCUCAUCAGCGCCCUGUUCGCCCUGCUGCAGCAGCCCCUCUUCAUGGCCAUGAUGGGCCCCCUGAAGGGAGACCCCCUAUGGGUAAGAGAGCAACGACCUUUCACCCUUCCCAGAGCUUACACAAAUUACAGCACGCCUAUUGCUCACUAAUGUUGAAGACCCAAGUAUACUAAUGUGCUAUAAGCAUAAUGCUGCAAAGGCUACUGUAUUUGAGUGAUGUGUAGCAGCCACCUUGUUCUAACGUAAUCUGCCCAGAGUACACGGAAAAGCACAUGCUACUGUCUCGAUAUGAAAACAACAGAGCCGUUUGCUCCUUUCUUCUGACUGAUGAUGUAACUUCCUGUGUGGGGUUGUGUGCAGGUUAACGUGGGCCUGCUGGGGCUGACGGUGCUGGGCUUCUGCCUGCCUCUCUACCUGCUCUGCUACAGCCGCCAGCUCCAACGCAAGAAGCAGGAGCGCGAUGAGGACUCCAAGAUCUACGUCCAGAUCAACAACGGCAGCAAGCCCGAGGCCUUCGUCUAG